AUGUCUUCAUCAGGUGGCAGCGCACCAGGCGAGUUCGCCCACGGCAAAGUCGAUCCCAGCGAGGCCGGGAAGAAGGGUGGCUUGUCCAGUGGAGGCGGAACCAACACUGAUUCCAGUUCCACCGGUGGCACGAGCGGUGACAGCUCAGGUAGCGGAAACAGCGGAGGAAACCAAAAGGGAGAAUUUGCUCAUGGUAAGGUCGAUCCAUCUGAGGCUGGGAAGAAGGGAGGGAGCUCGUGA
Molecule: messenger RNA, 240 nt
Organism: Exophiala oligosperma
Lineage: Eukaryota; Fungi; Ascomycota; Eurotiomycetes; Chaetothyriales; Herpotrichiellaceae
Exons: 1
Coding region: 1-240 (79 amino acids)
Source: RefSeq, a predicted model, not a curated record